This is a messenger RNA of Colletotrichum godetiae, 582 nucleotides long. Its product is annotated as ankyrin repeat-containing domain protein. The transcript is spliced from 2 exons. The record is from RefSeq and is a predicted model, not a curated record. Gene Ontology annotation, cellular component: nucleus. Gene Ontology annotation, molecular function: protein binding; transcription cis-regulatory region binding. NCBI's taxonomy places the organism in Eukaryota, Fungi, Ascomycota, Sordariomycetes, Glomerellales, Glomerellaceae. The coding region runs from base 1 to 582 and encodes 193 amino acids. Gene Ontology annotation, biological process: positive regulation of transcription by RNA polymerase II.
AUGGCACCCAAACUCUCAGAAGAGGAGAUUGAUGAUCUCAUUUACUUUUCAAGAGCCGGCGAGGUCGCUGAUCUCGAAGAGACGCUCAAGUCCCUGUCGGAGCGCGAAGACGCCUCUGUAGGCGAGGUCAUCACCGCCGCCAAGGAUGAGGGCAAGUCGACCUGCCUGCACAUGGCUGCUGGCAACGGUCACCUUGAUAUCGUAAAGGCGCUCAUCACGGCAUUUGAUGGCCGUCCCGCAGACGAGAAGAAGGCCUACGUCGACGCCGCUAACGAGUUUGGCAACACGGGCCUGCACUGGGCGUGCCUGGGCGGCCACCUUGAGGCCGUGAAGUACCUCGUCAACCACGGCGCUUCCCCUGCGGUGGCCAACGACAAGGACCAGAUUCCUCUCGACUCUGCGCUAUUCAACGACAAGCGGGAGGUAGCGGACUGGUUCCUGGCGCAGUCUGAGAAGAUGGAGGGCGGAAACCAGGAGGAAGGGCUGAGCGGUGCCGCGGCAGGUAUUGAGAUUGAGGAUGAUGGUGCCGUCGAGGAAGACAAGGGCAAGGAUAAGGCUGGCGAGAGCAGCAAGACUUCAUAG